CCGCACUGCAUGUUCAUGAACUCAUACCUUCAUGAAGCUUUGAAGGUCCCCAGUAUCCCUCUGUAUCGUGUAGCUCUGAAUCAAUUCUAAACUCACCGAGGCUUCGAAAACCAGCUAUUCUCGGUGUUUUGCGGCGCAAGUCUCAUGCUAGUUGUCCUGGCGCAAGCAAUCAUUAGACUCCGUUGAACUUUCCACAGGAAGCUCCGAUCCUUGAGGGCGGAGAAAUCUCACGGCACAACUUGUUAAUUUUCGAGGUUGGACGUAUCGUGGUCAACUUUUUUCCAUCGUAGUCUUGCAGGUCAACUUGGCCAGGAAAAAGGGGCAAGAUGACGGCAUUACUAUGCUUCCACAAGGAGAUUCUGGAGAAGAUGCAUGACCCAUCUACAAGCGAGCUGUUACUUAUCGCCCGCGGUCUCGGCUUGCGUCGGAUAGUCUGUAAACUCCUCCAGAUCUACGACUCGCCUCAAAGUCUUGUCAUACUCGUGAACGCUUCUCCAGAGGAGGAAUCGGCCAUUGGCGAAGAACUUGGACUUAUGGGGUGCAGAAACCCUGGGCUUCGGAUCGUCGGUUUCGAGACUGGAAGGAAAGAAAGACAGGACCUGUACAAGAAAGGGGGUCUCCUGUCAGUAACGUCGCAAAUCCUGACCGUAGAUAUGCUGACCUCGGAUAUCCCCACCAAUCUCAUCACUGGUAUUAUCAUGCUACACGCAGAGCGGGCUACUCCGACGUCGUCGUCGGCAUUUAUCGUUCGUCUCUACCGGGAGAAGAACCAGAACGCCUUUCUGAAGGCUUUCUCGGAUCAGCCUGAGCAUAUUACCAGUGGCAUGUCUCCAUUGCGUACCAUCAUGAAGGAGCUCCAACUGCGCAAGGUUUACAUAUACCCUCGAUUCCAUCAAGAAAUUAUCGAAUGUCUCGGUCGAGACCGGUCGGUGUUGCAACUGACUAUAGGCAUGACUGAAUACAUGCAGGAGAUACAUGGUGCCAUCGUGCAGUGCAUGAGUACAACUUUAUCGGAACUAAAGCGUUCCAACACCAAUAUGGACCUGGAUGAUCUCAACGUCGAUAACGCGUACUUCAGAUCGUUCGACGUGUUGGUUCGGCGUCAGCUUGAUCCAGUGUGGCACAAGGUUGGCCCCAAGACAAAGCAACUCGUGAGUGACCUUGCGACCCUCCGACGUCUGCUGAUAUACCUGUUGACAUACGACGCUCUCUCUUUCCACGCGUAUUUGGAGACGCUUAUCGAGUCAAAUACCGUGAACGAGGCUGGUAACACUAGACAAAACCAGUCUCCAUGGAUGCUCACAGACGCGGCCAAUAUCAUUUUCACGUUUGCAAAGCGAAGAUGUUAUACAAUGAGCGCUCCGACUGAAAAGAAAGUCUCGGACGCAGACGAUGACCAGGAUUGGGAUGUGUUGAACGAACUUGAGGGACGUGCCAAGAAUCUAACGUCUGAGGCUUCCACGUCCAACCGCCGGCCAAGGUGGUUGCCAGAUGGCAUGGAGCCGGUCCUUGAGGAGCUCCCGAAGUGGACCCUCGUUGGCGCUGCCUUGCAAGAGAUUGAAGAAGAAAUGAUUCGCCGCUCCACACAAGUGACUUUUCAUGACCCUGGAACUGACACCGUGCUUAUCAUGACGUCGUCAGUCCGUACUUGCCAAUUACUUACAGAAUUCCUUUCGACCAUGGAUCCCGAUGCGCCGCCUGGAUCUCAGGGCUGCAGGAUGAUGGAGGACAAACUGCGACUCUACCUCUGGUGGAAGGGUAAACUUGCCCAACGUAAGCAGGAAGGAAAGACUGGGUUUGCACUCCCGACUGGACAAAAGAAUCCAACUGAGCGUGGCGCUGGAGAUGCGGAAGUUAGCGAGGCGUUGAAGAAGAAGGACAGGGAGAGACAAGCAAGAGCAGCCAGUCGGAGGCGUGUUCGGGGAGGAGGUCCAGCAGCGUCAUCAUCAAGGGAAGGCGAACUUAGUUCGACUGCUUCUGGACCUUCGAAUGGAACAUUUGGACAGCCUGUUGAUGACACCGCCGCUAUUGCAAAGUUCAUUGUCGGUCAAAAUGAAAACCCUUUAAUGGGGAUAUCGGAAAUCGAUCUCACUCAGAUUGACUUCGGACCUGAAUUCGAUAUGCAUUAUGGCUUGGUCGCACCCGAGCAGACCGUACUCGUGCGAGCCUUUUCCGACGACACCGACGAACAAUUGCUUGCGGAAAUCCAACCCCGAUACAUCAUCAUGUUUGAGCCGAAUCUGGACUUCGUGCGUCGCAUCGAGGUUUACAAGAAAGCCAACCCGGGACUGGCCGUUCGGAUCUACCUCUUGAUAUACAAUAAUAGCUGCGAGGAGGCUAAGUAUUUGGCUGGUGUGAGAAGGGAGAAGGAAUCGUUCGAACGAUUGAUCAAAGAGCGUGGAUCCAUGCUCAAUCCGAUCCUGGAACAGCGGCGAUCAGGGGAUACUGAGUCCCUGAUGAAGGUCGUGAGCUCAAGGAUAGCAGGUGGCAGGAAAGACGUCACGAUGGAGCCAGCCAAGGUCAUUGUCGACAUGCGAGAGUUUAGGUCAUCGUUACCCUCAUUGCUUCAUGCAUCGAACCUCCUCGUCAUCCCCGUCACGCUGACAGUGGGUGACUACAUUCUUACGCCUGACAUCUGUGUAGAGCGCAAAAGCAUUCCGGAUCUGGUCUCCAGUUUCAAUAGCGGGCGACUGUACACGCAAUGCGAGCUUAUGUCUGCUCACUACAAGCAGCCCAUCUUACUGAUCGAGUGGGAGGAACACAAGUCGUUUUCACUGGACACUGUGGCCGAAGUCAAAUCAUUCGCGAAGGCAUCGAGCAAGUAUCCACCCAAGAAGAAGCAACCAGCUCCCUCGGAUACCAAUGUCUCGUCACCGAUGAUUCAAUCGAAGCUGGUUUUGCUGACUCUGACUUUCCCUCGGGUGAGGAUCAUCUGGUCGUCGUCCCCGUACGCCACCGCCGAGAUCUUUAACGAUCUCAAGGCCAUACAACCGGAACCAGAUCCGAUGAAGGCUAUAGUGGUUGGCGCAGAAGAGGAUCCAGAGGCAGGCGCAGGGAUCAACACAGCGGCAGAGGAGCUACUGCGUGCUCUGCCCGGAAUCACCGCCAAGAAUGUAAAACAUGUCAUGAAUAAGGUCCGAAGCGUACGAGAACUUUGCGAAUUGGACCUCCCGGCCGUUCAAGAAAUAUUGGGCGUCGAACCUGGCAAGGCAUGCUGGGACUUCAUGCAUAGGGGCGAACGCAAACGGUCCGAGAGCACCUAGCGCCACGGGUUUUUGCACUGUCUCACAAAGACAUCCGUCGUAGGUUGUGUUCUCCCGGACAGGGUGUUUGAGAGCGACGUACGUCGACCUUUUCUUGUUGUACCCCGCCGUCAGCGUCGUAGGUUCUGCCUACCGACCCUUUCCCCGGUUCGAUUGCUGGUAACAUACAUUGGCGAGACGGUGCCAUGGAACGUCAAAAUUACAUACAUCCUGCAGGUCACCUGGACAUAUCAGGCGUUCUGCAGGGAAGCCAUGUAGGUGGCUUUUCGGUUCCCGUUCCUUCGAAAAUCCUGUUACCUUCGUAUGACCUCUUGCUCGUAUAGCUCUAUGCAUACUAUCGCAUCGCCAUGUCAUGAACAUCCAUGCUUGCAAUGCUACAUUGCAGACCAAAUCGUGGAAUGGACCAUGCCGUUUAGGACAGCUAGGCAGUGUGUGGCGUUAUGUAUGUCGUAAUAUAGCUAUUCAUACGCGAUAUCGAGAGGAUAGUGGAAGGUUUGCUCAACUCGUCUGUUGAUGAUCAUUCAGAUAACACGGUGCUAUGCCAUAUCCAUAUUCUUUUCACAUCCUCCGGUGCUUCCCUCCAGCUGCCAUCGACGUGUUUGCCUUCGGAAUGUAAUGUGAGCAAUCCACCCAGCAGACAUAAACAUGGUGAGAGGUUUUGAAAGUCUUGGUGAGAACAUGUUGUUCGGAUUCAUCGCCAUGGAAGGUUUAGCAGGUCGCGAUUUAGCCUGAUUUAGCUCACAUUCAUCACCCCCGAAUCUCAUCCUCGCUACAUCGCU
This is a messenger RNA of Somion occarium, 4042 nucleotides long. NCBI's taxonomy places the organism in Eukaryota, Fungi, Basidiomycota, Agaricomycetes, Polyporales, Cerrenaceae. The record is from the annotation of a GenBank genome assembly.